AGCUGCUUUGAAAUUGCCGUCAAAUUGAGUGGGGAAAUUAAAUGUAAAAAAAUUUUGAAUUUUAUUUUGGUUUGAUAUUUUUUUCAAUCUCUACCUGCAAAACUGCAAUAAUCAAAGGAAGACGAAGAGAAGGGCAAAUUAAAAAUGUGCGAUUUGGAUGUUGUGAAAGCAACUGUCGAUGAACUGAGCAGAAGUUCACCUUAUGUACAAAUUGUGGCUGGCGCUGCAAGCGGCGCUCUAACUGGUUUUGUGCUGCUUAAGGUUGGCAAAAUGGUGGCCGUUAGUAUUGGUGGGUCCAUACUGAUUUUCGAGUUGGCCAUGCAGUCGGGCAUAAUCAAAACGGAUUGGAACAGGGUUCUAGACAAUCGCUCGAAUCGGGGACUAGCAGCCAUUCAGAAUACCGGUGCAUCCAAUGCCAGAGUGAGAGGCAUUGAAUUGGAUACUUCUGAUCAGGAUCAACUAAAGAAUAAGGUCAAGAAAUUAGUUGCUACCAGUGGCCGGUUUUGUAUAUCUUUUGUUGGUGGAUUCUUUUUGGGUUUCGGCUUAGCCUAAAGCAUAGAAAACGAUUACGAAUAUUGGUCUUUUUACUUCAUCACAUAGAACUACAUAUAUACAUAUACAAUACAUAUAUACAAUAAA
Drosophila willistoni is the source of this 639-nucleotide messenger RNA. Its product is annotated as FUN14 domain-containing protein 1A. Gene Ontology annotation, cellular component: mitochondrial outer membrane. Bases 145 to 552 code for a protein of 135 amino acids. The transcript has 2 exons. Gene Ontology annotation, biological process: autophagy of mitochondrion. The record is from RefSeq and is a predicted model, not a curated record. Lineage: Eukaryota; Metazoa; Arthropoda; Insecta; Diptera; Drosophilidae.